Messenger RNA from Archocentrus centrarchus (flier cichlid), 2660 nucleotides. RefSeq lists its product as uncharacterized. Lineage: Eukaryota; Metazoa; Chordata; Actinopteri; Cichliformes; Cichlidae. The coding region runs from base 36 to 1832 and encodes 598 amino acids. The record is from RefSeq and is a predicted model, not a curated record. Gene Ontology annotation, molecular function: nucleic acid binding. The transcript is spliced from 2 exons. Gene Ontology annotation, biological process: DNA integration.
ACCACCUCACCUCCUUGGAACCUGCUGGUCAGGAUAUGUGGCCUUUUUUGCCUCUCACUGAUCUUCAGGCACACCAACAGAAGGAUCCAGUAAUCUCGAGGGUUGCUCAUUAUGUUGAGAGAAAGCGCAGACCCUCCAGACGGGAACGUUGUAAUGAGAAUCAGCCAACCCUGAAGGUCCUGAAGCAGUGGGACAGGUUGACACUCAUGGGUGGGAUUCUCUACCGAGUCACAAAGGACCCUUUAACCAAACACAAGAGGUUUCAGUUUGUUGUGCCUGAGUCUUUGAAGGCUGAUGCGUUAUCGGGUGUUCAUGAUCAUGCUGGUCACCAGGGUCAGCCCCGCACACUCUCUCUGGCUCGUCAGCGCUUCUUCUGGUCUGGUAUGGAGAAAGAUGUGCGAGAUCAUGUGAAGAACUGUCAAAGAUGCGUUCUCAGUAAAACUCCUGAACCUUCUGCCAGAGCCCCACUAGAAAACAUCAAGACCUCUGCUCCUUUGGAACUUGUGUGUGUGGACUUUUGGUCUGCGGAGGACAGCAACAACAGGUCGGUGGAUGUUCUGGUUGUCACGGACCAUUUUACCAAGUUGGCUCAUGCCUUUCCCUGUCGAGACCAGACCGCAAUAGGGGUUGCCAAGAAGCUGUGGGACAAUGUUUUUUGCGUUUAUGGCUUUCCCCAGCGCUUGCACUCUGACCAGGGAGCGAGCUUUGAAACCGAGCUUAUUGCUGAGCUCUUGAAGUUGUCAGGGGUUGAUAAGUCGCAUACCUCGCCAUACCACCCUAUGGGGAACGGCAAUACAGAAAGGUUUAACCGAACCCUGGGCAACAUGUUGAGAGCACUGCCCCCUCGCUCCAAACAGAAAUGGCCACAGAUGAUCCACGCAAUGACUUUUGUUUAUAACUGCACCAUUCACGAGACCACUGGAUUUGCACCUUUCUAUCUGAUGUUUGGGAGAGUUCCUAGACUGCCAGUUGACCUAAUGUUCAAGAAUGUACUCCGUGAUGAGACUGUGUGUGACUAUAAUGCUUAUGUUAAGUCUCUUUUGGGAGACCUGCACUGGGCAAUGACUCUGGCUCAAAAGAACUGCACAGCUGAGCAACAACAUCAACGUGACCAGUACAACAAAAGGGUCAAAGGUCUGCCUCUGUCACUUGGUGAUAAGGUGCUGCUGGCGAACAAAGCUGCCCGAGGGAAACGGAAGCUUUCUGACAAGUGGGAGCCGGUUGUCUACACUGUGGUGGCUUCGAAGCCUGCUUUGCACAUCUAUCGGGUCAGGGAUCAGGAUGGGCACGAACGGGUAGUCCACCGCAAUCUGCUACUACAGGUCAACUUCUUGCCCCUCAGUGGAGUUCCAGACGGUGAUGAAGCAGGUGUGCCCACGCCUGCCUGUAGUGUGAGCAAUGCCUGUCCAUCUGACUGGAAUGUGACUGAGAUGUCUGGAUUGAACACUGCUGCAGCAACAGCUGAACCUUCCUUUGCUGGUUCUCUCUCUGGGGUUAGCGACUGGGAUGGUGGCCGAACUGCUGCUUGGGUCAGCGAACAGUCAUCUUUAGAUGAACCACUUGGUUCGAAGAGUCCAUCUCCUUCCGCUGUGGUCGCCCCAGCUCCAGUUGGUCCUGCUGCUACUGUGGAUCAGCCACCUGUUGCCCCUGCCCCCCUGCAGCAACCGUUGCAUGUCUACCAUGGUCCUCCUCGGGGACUUGAUGCAGUAGACCGACUCACCUCCAGUUUUGGCAGGGUUAUUCGACCCGUUUGCCACUUAAUCGAGUCCAUGACACAAUUUGAGUCUGUUCUGGGGGUGGAACCGAGUUCUCCUACUGUUCUUCAUGUGUAAAGCCUAAAGUUGCAUGUCUAGCAAUUUUUGUUUUUUGUUUUGUUGUUUUUGUUUCAUGGUAUAUUACAUAACUUUUCAUGUAUUGCAUUAGUGCUGUACUGCUAUUUGUACAUCUUUAUCUCAUUUACCCUCUUUUGUCUGGCAUGAGGAUGCGCGGUGUAUGAGGCACCGCACAUUAUUUUUGGAGUACUAUAGGUUUUUGCUGGGCACCAAGCAAGCCUUUAGUUCUCCUAUCCUUUUAAUAGGAAACUUUUGAUGUUGAUUUUCUCUGCUUGAAGAUUGUGUUUUUAUGUGUAUUACUGAGUGUAGUGUGUUGUACAACCCAUAAUUUUGUGUAAUUCUAGGGGGGUGAAUGUAACAAUGCCAGUUCUUUGUUAAUAGUGUUUAUAGUUUACAGUUGUCUCUGCCAGUUAUGUUCAUAUUUAUUUAUGUAGAAUUUCACAAAGAUUAUUUUAUUGAAUUUACCUGACGUGUUUGUGUAGCUCCGGUUGGUAUGCGGAACCUUUCUUUUGUUAUUGUUUUCUGUACCCCUACGUUUAGUUUUUUGGGACAACUCCUUUAUAAGGAGCAGUCUCGCGCUCACUCUCCCCCUUCUUCCUGUGGCAUUCGGCGGGAGCGGGGCUUAAAGCGAUCGUCACCAACCAGACUGUGAUGUUUUGUUUACUAUUUGGUCAGAAAUAAAAGGAGAUCGCCUCCAAAUCACGCCGGUGGCCUGAUGUGAUCAUUGAUGCACACAACGCAGAGAGCUGUAGAAGCCACCGGUUACACUUGGACGCCUCAGAAACUGGAACCUUCUAUUGCACAUUGUUAUGUACAUGAUGUAAUUCA